This is a messenger RNA of Etheostoma cragini (Arkansas darter), 828 nucleotides long. Its product is annotated as ovarian cancer G-protein coupled receptor 1-like. Bases 1 to 828 code for a protein of 275 amino acids. NCBI's taxonomy places the organism in Eukaryota, Metazoa, Chordata, Actinopteri, Perciformes, Percidae. The record is from RefSeq and is a predicted model, not a curated record. Gene Ontology annotation, molecular function: G protein-coupled receptor activity. Gene Ontology annotation, biological process: phospholipase C-activating G protein-coupled receptor signaling pathway; positive regulation of Rho protein signal transduction. The transcript is spliced from 3 exons. Gene Ontology annotation, cellular component: membrane.
AUGGUAAAUACAGGAGGAGAAGACGGAGAGAUUCGCCCGGGAAAACGGCACCGGCAGCGGCGGAGCCUCCAGAGUAGAAGCCCGGGGCACGAGCAGCAGCGGCGGCGACUCUUCUGGUGCUUCGGAGACCUGGAGCACACUGAUCGAAGAGGACGCGCACUUAAUACCGAGGGGAGGAAAGUAGAUUGUUUAGAAGUGAAAGGGAUCGAUUGGGUGGCCCGACCUGAGGACCAGAACACAGACCCAAUACCCAGUCACAUUUAUGGCUGUAGUCUGACGGCCAGUGUUUCCUUCAUGGUGUGCAUCUCCCUGGAAAGGUAUUUGGUCAUCGCCUGGCCACUGUGGUACCGUUUAAGACGAACCAUCAAGAUCUCCGUGGUGGUCUGUGUCCUGGUCUGGGUUGUUCCUCUUUUCUAUUUCUUGUGUUCUUUACUUUGGCGUCGUCGAGAGUUUUUAAUACCGUUGUACAUAUUUUCCCUCCUUCCCCUCCCACUGCUCAUAUUCUUCCUGGCUGGAACCCUUAAAGCCCUGUCUGCUUCAAUCUCAGUUCCUGCUGAUAGAAAACGACGAAUUGUGGGAAUGUUGGUCCUGGUGCUGCUUAUUUACCUGCUGCUGUUCCUGCCCAUAAUCAACACACAUAGGAAAACACAGACUAAAGACAAAUAUUACACAACCCUAGACAUCCUGUCUAAUGUGUUAGUUAAGUUCAGUCCUCUUGCAGACUUAGUGUUGUAUGUUUUUAUGAGGAAAGGGGCCAUAGACAAGCUUUUGGCCUCUGUGUGUUGUUGCAGAAUGGACAGCAACGAUGUCAGCGGUCCAGCAGUAUGA